CAUGUCCUCAAAAGAAUCACGUAGACGUUCAAAUAGAAGAUCCAAUCGUAAAUAAAAAUAGUAAGAUAUUAUAUAAUUAAUAUAUUUGUAGUUCUACUACUACUUCUUCUGUAGGGACAGAUGAUGAAUCUAAUAGAAGUUCUUCAAGUGAUGAUGAUUAACACUAUAAAUACAGGAAAGGAGAAUAUAUUAAAGAAUAUAAAGUAAAAAGACAUAUUUUUGAUGGUACUUUUGGAAGGGUCUUAAAAGUAAAGAGAAGAAAUUCAAAAACAUAUGCAAUGAAGAUAGUGAGACGUAAUCAUGUUGAAAGUGCAUAAUCAGAAGCAGAUGUUUUGUUUCAUUUAAAGAGGAAAGGACUUAGUCGUAGCUUUGUUGAAUUAUAUGAAUGUUUCCAUCAUAGAGGAUAUUAUUGCAUGGUAUUUGAGAGAGUAAUCAUUUACCAUCAUCUAAUCUUAGCUAGGACCAAGUCUCUAUGAAUUAAUGAAAUUCUAUAAAAAUCAUGGAAUUCCUAUGACUUUAAUAAAAAGCAUUAGUAAAUAAUUAUUAAAGUAUAUUGGUUAAUUACAUGAUUUAAAAAUUGUUCAUACUGAUUUAAAGCCAGAGAAUAUCCUUUUUAGUAAAAAUUACAAAUUCAAAAAAGGAUAAAAUGAUUUGUAUGAAUAUUAAUUAAUUCUUUAUUUAGAUAUUUACCACAAGAUGACAGAAUCAAGAUCAUUGACCUCGGUGGAGCAGUUUUUGAUAAUGAAGGACAUGAUUGUAUUAUUAAUACACGUCAAUAUAGAGCUCCUGAGGUAUAGUUGUAAUGUAGUGAAUGGAAUCAUAAAAGUGAUGUUUGGGGGAUUGGUUGUAUAAUCGCUGAAAUGUAUAUAGGUAGGAAUCAAUAAUUUUUAAUAUUUUAGGACAAUUACUAUUUUAAACAAGAAAGAAUGAGUAAGAACAUAUGGCUUUAGUUGAAAAAAUAACUGAUCAAAAUUUCCCUUAUUGGAUGGCCAGUAAUGUAAAAGGAUCUUUGAAAUAAUAUUUCACAAGAAAUUCUACAAAUGGGAAAUACUACAUUUGGCCAUAGGAAAAUACAACCAAAGAGAGUAUUGCUAAAGUAGAAAAUCAAAAACCAUUAAGGGAAUUAAUACUUGAUCCAUAAUUAAGAGAUUUAUUAUAAAAAAUGCUUGAAAUUGAUCCCGAUAAAAGAAUCAGUUGUCAUGAAGCUUUACGUCACAAAUUCUUUUGUCAUAGAUAAUGA
Messenger RNA from Paramecium pentaurelia, 1240 nucleotides. NCBI's taxonomy places the organism in Eukaryota, Ciliophora, Oligohymenophorea, Peniculida, Parameciidae. The record is from the annotation of a GenBank genome assembly.